Messenger RNA from Porites lobata, 3284 nucleotides. The record is from the annotation of a GenBank genome assembly. NCBI's taxonomy places the organism in Eukaryota, Metazoa, Cnidaria, Anthozoa, Scleractinia, Poritidae.
CGAAAAUACACUGCUUUGUUUUGGGCUACCCAAAGCAGAUAGGCCUACUGAGGCAAGCUUGUAAACACGCGGUUUGAGGAACUCCGCCAGUGGAGAAAGGUGAGAAAGAAAGUUCUCAUCUAACCAACGUUGAGGGUGAAUUCAAGGAAGGUGCAAAGGCGAUCAUAUUGUAACAUCAUCGACUAAAUUAUAAACUCUGCCUUACAUAUUUCCUUGUUUCUCGUACUUGUGCAAGACUGGAUGCCAGCGAUAUUCUCUGUAUUCCGUUGCCUUUACUUGACGAAAAUCGAUUUCUGGGCAAAUUUUCAGGUAAAUUUUCAAUCGUUGGACUUUGAAAUACUAUAAAAAAUAUCUCUCCUCAAGUUAAAGCGUAUAGUGCUUGAGUGUCUUCCAUUUCGAAAAGACAUAACAACAUCAUAAUUUGAAUACAAUCUCAAGCAUCUCUGUCCUCUAUACUUUGUGGUUUUUUAAUACGCAGGAAUUCAUUUUUCCUUAAGGAAAUUUGCGCUCCUAGAUUUAUCGCAUGUCUUAAUAGGCUUGAAAAGCCAUCGGAGCUUUUCAGUUUUUUGUUUUUACGCCACAGAGCAAUUUUAUUUAUUUUUCAGAUUAUAGGAAAGCUGUACCCACAUAUGCGACUCACCCGCAAAAACCGCACAGUAAAGCCCUGAGAACCGAGUCGCAGGUAAGUUUGUAAUCAUUGCGGUUAGAUGUUGCGUUUUAUAUGUGAAAAUAAGGCUUCACAAUUUCUUUAACCCUCAAAAAUGUCGAGAGACAUUGCGUGAUUGGGAAACAAUUGCAAUUUGGUAUCUUUUAUGACAAAACAGCGUUGAUGGCAUUAUUUCUUUUAUCUUCAAGGCGUGAGAGAGUAAGAGUGAAAAACGGUAUAUGGCAAGUUGUUGUUUUUACGAUAUUGCGCGAUAAAGUGAAUUCAAUUUUAGAAACGAGACGUUUGCGUUCGACAUUUUUCUGAAAAAUAAAGAAAGCUUGGAAAAAAAAUUAAAUUGAUGAUUUGGUGAUGUACAUCGUAGACAAAGGGGAGAAUUGUAACCGCAUAUUGAAGUUCGUGACUGAUAUAAAAUUUCAAAGAAGCUAUUUUUGACCAUGUUUUAUCCGGAGGGUGUUUUUACGACAUAUCUGAUACUCAAAAAUCAAACCCAUUUGCAGGUUUUAAAAACACCUGAAAGCCUCGGUUUAUCGUCAUGAUUUAAGUGCUGGCCAUUACAACGGGUUCUUUUUUUUUCACCAAAACUACCAAAUGUGCAUUUAAAAAUACAGGUAGAAAAAAAUUAUCUACAAUAGUCUCUUUCAAUUUCAUUUUAUUCUUUGUUUUAUAUUGUCUUUAUUCUGAUAUUUUGACAGCGAAAACAAUUGCGUCUGUUAACCGUGAAGUUAAUGAGAUAUUCACUUUUUUUUUGCAGGUCAAUCAAUAAGCGUGAUUGUCUUUCAUCUCAUAGGAAAAACCCACAAACGGAACGUGACUUAAAAAUGUCGGAUCUUUUCUGCUGCAAAGAUAGCGCCGGACGAUAUGUUUUCAACAUCUUUUUUGUGUCCCUGAUUGGCGCUGUGGUGAUCUUAUUUCUCGUUCUUGGCGGUUAUUUAUUCUACAAAAGAUACAAGAAGGCGAAAAAACGAAGAAGACUAAUGUACAGGAGCCGAGCAAACACAAACAACACGAACACAAACAGCACUGUCUUGUCAGGUGCUAGCACAAGUGAGCAAAUUGCUAUUUCAAGCAAUUUUAUCCUGGGUCGGCCUCCCGCCACAGAUGUCGUGCUCGGGGUUUACGGUGACGAGGCUUCGAGAAACGCAAGGACUGCGUUUUAUGAUGAGAAAGGUUGGAGAGGAUUUGCUUACUGAAAAAUAUUUUACUUUGCUCAAGGAUGAGAAGUUCAAAGCAUCUUUCUUCGGGCCAUUGAAUUACUGAUGAAUUAAUGCCUGGCACUCAGUCUGAGUCAAAAACCGAGUCAGUAAGUUCUGUGAAGGAAUGCAACUCUACCCUCUUCAAGAAAACCAAUAUUCGAACAAAAGGUAUUUACUGACACAAAAACUAGCCUGUGGAACUCAACUUAGCAGGCACAGUUACCAGGUCGCUUCAAUGUACAGCCUCAAGCUAAAUGGCCCGUGAUCAAGAAGUCUAAACAUCUGUCGUUUCCUUAAGGAAGGCUGGCCCAGUACUCUGCGUCAUUUGAAACUACGCACCCACGGAAGCUUUUUGAAAAGAUAUGUCCGCCUGCAAUUUCAGACAGUUUAAGUAUAACUUCAUUCAGACAACGUUGUGAAGGGCAGUGGCUUCACGUAUACCGUUAACUUAACCUUUCUAGCACAUUCGUUUAAUACCCUUAGCGUACAAUAUAUAGCUGUCUUCUCUUGCUUACUUUCAAAGCUUUUUAAGUGUGGAAAAAAUCACACACACCAUAUUUUGAGUAACUUUCAAACUGGAAAAAAAAAUCGCGCCCGACUAAGUUCUUGCUCAUCAAUACAAAAGAAGAGAGAAAAGAAAAUUCCAAUAUGUAUGCCUCAGAAAUUGCUCAAACUUAAGUAUUUUAUUUUCCAUCCACUAUACAAGAUAGUAUUAUUAAGAUUCUCCUGAGACGCUAUUUCACAGGCCUUCACAAGGCCAAAAGUAGCGAAAAAAGAUGACCAAGAUCGAGUUUACAACUGACGUAGCAUUAGACAAGACCACAAAUCAACAACAACAAAUUCUAGGGAAUUAACCUUAGGUUAGAAAGCAACAGCAAGAGUUUCCAAGGCAAUAACUUCCGUUAUUAAACAACUGCGAGAUUUGCAAUACUGGGCUCUAGUGAACUUUUCUUGAAGCUCACGCACUAGACGAGGGUUCCAGACAGUUUAAGAGGGUACUUGUACAGCAAUAAAAUCAAUACUAAUGAAAUGGAUUAAUUAAUUAACCCUGCGAAUUUGGAAGUAAAUUCUGUAGGAUUUUUAUGUAGGUUUUAUAAGGAUAGAUUACCAAGCCAUUCGUCAACAUACCUACCAAGGACAAAAACUGUUAAAUAUUUGACGCUUUCCAAAUACGAAAGGUAACGAGUUCAAAGUCGAAUAAACGUUUAACAUUGAAGUAUAGUCAGUGAUCAUAAUCAGAUUUGCUCAACAAAUGAUCAAUAAAGCUCCUCGUUAGAGACUUUAUGGUGUAAGUACUUAGAGAAUGUAUUGGUUUGACAAGGAAAAGUGGGGGCAAUAAAAAAAAUAUGAUUAUGGGCAACCCGAAACUACUGACAAAAACCUGUUAAUGUAAAACGUCUUAGUAAAGGUAUCUUUAUAGGGGA